AUGACCUCCGAUGGACCGUAUCCCUCCCCCGCUGCGAGCGUGCGCACCUUCCCAUCCCACCGUCACGACCGUCACGACCGUCACGACCGUCACGACCGUCACGACCAUCCACUCCCCAACGCCUACGCGUACCAACCUUCCACCAUCGGACCCUCCCUACCCCUCCCCCGACCGGCCCCCUCUUCCUCAACCUAUCCAACGAGCCUGCGUCCGUCGCUGCUCAUCCCGCGAAGGACGUCGCUCGCUCCUGCGCUCUCUACUCCCACCACGUCCCUCGACGUCCGACCGAUCCACGUCUCGUCGAUCCGACCCACCUUGUUCAACGUCAAUCCUUCCAGUCCUUCCAGGCUCGGCAAGGGAACGAACCCGUUCGAUCUGUUGAACGAGCACAAGUUCGAUCGUUUCGUCGAAGGCGUUACGGAAACGAUCAAGAAUGUUUUGAGGGGCCCGGACGCGGUGGGACCGGAGACGACAAAGACGAUGACGGGCCGUCAUAGGGAUGUGUUUGGGGCGGUGGAACGAAUCGAACAACAGGGGACCGCUGGGAACGAGUACGUCUUGGGAGCUCCAUGAGAUGGUCUGUCUUCAACAUCGAACUGAUCUGGGGGGGGGAGGCUCCGAUCGUCUAUUACAGCGACGCCGAACAGGACGACCAACGGGGUGUCGCCUCCCCACCUUGGACUGCAAACCGUCCCCUCUUCCUCCACGAAACAUCAGAGGAAUACGAAUCGUCCUCUGAAGCGCCGCGUCAUUCAUUUGACCCUAUUUUGGGCAAACAAGACCGAGAGCAGCCUCGACAGAAUGGCGAGACGGAAGUGAUCGAGUUGGGAUCUUCUUCCGACGAGCAAGACGAGAAGGAGGAGCAAGAUGGCUCUUACGAUGAAGGAUCCGUCGAUGACGUUAGGUCAGGUUCUGAACAAGUCGCAGAGGAUGAAUGGAUGAACGAGGCGCCUCGUCCGUCGCAGUUGGAACGCCAUCUUGGAACGGAGGGUAGGCGAUCGAUUCAGCGGGAGAGGGAGGUGGAUCUUGAGGAGGAAGAUGAAGAGGAUGGAGAGGAGGAUGACGACGAAGAGGAAGACGAAGAGGAUGGGGAGGAGGACGAAGAAGAGGAAGAGGAUGAAGAUGAUGAGGAGGACGAGGAAGAAGAAGCUCGAGAUGACUUACGCGACGACGAGAUGGAACAGCAUGUCCAAGAACAAGACCAAGCGGAGGACGAAGAACUCCUCGACCCUCAAACGGCAUUCGCUCUAUCGAUGCAACAGAUUACUCGUGUCGACGCCCAAGAGGACGAAGUGGAUUCAUUCGUUGAGAUCUUGGAAGAAGAAUACGAAGUCGAUGCGGUCAAUGAUGAUGGAGGGGUGUUCCAACCCAUCGAUGACGAGGACGUGGAAGAUGAACAAGUGGAUGAUGACGAAGAAGGCACACCUCCCCUCCCUCCCUCGAUGGCCGAAGCGUUCAGAAACGCCCGUUCAGGAGAACUCUGGGACCCGAUGAUCAAAGGGCCAAGCUUACUCGUCCAAGAACCCGAAUACAACGAUGAAGAUGCGGAAGAUGAGGUUUGUCACGAGAGGGGAUCGAUCAGCGUCUCGAUUCGAUUCCUCUUGCACGCAGCUGAUUAAUCGUUCCAUCUCGAGCGCACAGGUGCUUGGAACGCGCAUUCCGGCGCAUUUGAAAGGCAAAGGUCGGGCACCGACACCUUCGACUCAAUCGCCUGCCUCGGCCGGUUCGAUCUUUGAUUCCGAAGGCGGAAAUGGAUCUCUCGAACCCGAAGACGACGGGGAGGACUACGACGACGAGGAAGACGACGACUUGGACUCGCUCGUCAAUUUCCAAGUCGAGGACCUCCCGGAUAUGACCCUUGAGCGGUUGACCAAGUUGAUGAAGACGUUGCAGGAGAUGUAUGACAGUGCGUGCCGACAGCAGGAUGAGGAAACGGUCAGGUGGGUCGAGGAUAAGUGGGAGAUCGUCAAGGAGGCUUGGAUGGAGAAAGGGGGGGAGUUGUCGAGUGAUGGUGAGGGGGAGGAGGGGGAGGAGGGGGAGGAGGGGGAAGACGACGACGACGACGAAGUCGACGGCGGUCACUUUGAUCAAGAGGACGACGAGAGCGAACAGGUCGAGAACGAGGACGAUGGAAGCGCUGCCCAAGAUAGAAUCGAAAAUUUGGCCCUGCAAAUGCUCGAACGGUACGCGCAAGGACAAGAUCAAGAAGUUCGGGUUGAUGUCAAGGUCGAGACGCAGCGGAUCGUUCAAGAGAUGUUCGACGAGGAGGAUGGUGGGCAGGAGGGAUCUGGGCUCGCACAAGCAUACCAGGACGAAUCGGGCCUGGACGAGGGUGUAGAUGAGGACGUGGACGCUGAACAGACCGAGGAUCACGAGAUGGCCUUCACCGGACACCAGUACCGACCUCCGACGCCGGAUGAAGACGAUACGGUACCUGCACAAUCGACGAUGUUUGACAAUGAGGCAGUGAUGGGUGUACCGACACUUGGUGCGACCGAGUCGACCGAGGGGAACUGGCUCGCGAUCCUCCAAGACCAGAUCCAAGCUCAAGCGACGGCAGAUGCGGAAGCAACGGCCGUGGAGGAACAAGCGGCUUUCGGCUUUGCACCUCCUCUAUCGGCUGAGGUUGGGAGGUUCAGCACUGAUGAUCGAAUGGAAGAAGAUGGGGAUGACGAACUUGAAGAAGAGGAAGACGAUGACGACGUGCAGAUCCUCUCGCCCGUCGAUUUGAUGAGCUCCAGCCCUACGCCCAGUCAUGAAGAACAGGAUGAGGAUGCGAUCCCUCAGAAACCACCUACAUUACCUCGAGAAGAGGUCGCUCCCUUGACGGGGAAUGAGGAACUUGCUACACCGGGGUCUGAACAGAGUGUAGAGCUUGGUCAGGAUGCUCAAUUUGUGGUGCUUGAAGAGGAGAGCACCGAUGGUGGUAUGGCCGAAGUCUCGAAUGAGGUCAGUUGCCCUGGUCUGGUUCGAGAUACUCCUCAUCUCUGAUCCGAGUUUCGAUCAUGGCUUUGGGACAGAUUUCGCUUUCCGAGGUACCACAGGACGAGGACGAGAACUCGACACCUGCCCCACCGCGGAUCCGUAAUGUGAUCGAGCUCGGAGAAUGGGACCCUUCCUCGCCCAUUCGUUUCGAUACGACCUUCUCAUCUCCAUCAACGACGACGACCCUAAAAGUCGCCUCAAGUUCAGACGUUCAUUCGGAACCGCAACCCUCCCAUGUUGGCAUGGACGCAGCCCUUCGAGCCGCCCUCGCCCUUCCCGCAGCGACGUUAGAGGAACAAUUUGGCGGCGCUGCCGCGGAAUCGGCGGCGAAGUCCACCCUAGACACAGCAUCGGUCCAAGUGGCCUCUCCGGAAGCUGAGACUUUGGAAGACUCUUCGCAGCAACACUUCAGUGGCUUGGGCGAUAUCUGGGCACAAUUUGGGGUCGAGGCGCCGAGGGCCUUCAUGGAGACUACACUCCCUGUCCAACCGGCGCAACAGGAGACUGCUCAGAAUCCAUUCCCGGAGACAGUAAGUCAAAAUUGUUCAUACCUCAUCUUCAUCCCUUAGGUGCUCAUCUCCUAUUCCUUUCUCCCCGACAGCAACCGACAUCUGAGCAAACGAUCACGACCGAUGCAGCCCUCACAGCGAUCGAUGUGACGAUGCCCCCUUCCAGCGCCUCCCUCGAUGCUCUUCUCGACUAUGUCCAAGUCUCAGAUGUAAUUCCGACAGGUCUCGACAUUGUUCCCGACGUCACACCCGGACUCUCCCUACAAACACAUGUCGAAGCCGGCCCUUCCACAACGGCCGAAGUAUCCCCCUCCACCCCUGAAGCCAGAUCUUCGAACUCCACAGUCUCGGUCGUGAGAGCAACUCCACCUUCAAGCGUCACGAUAGGUGGUGUGCAAGGUCCGACGGGGUUGUUGACGCCUGAUCCGGAUGGAUAUGAUCGGGUGCCUUCGCAUGAGGAUGAGGAGGGAGAAAUUGAGGGGGAGGAGGAGAUGCAGGGGCAGGAGGAUCCUUUCAUCGAGGCACCGCCCGAUUUCGAGGUCGUCGAGGAGACGGAGCAGACGAUAGAGUUUACAGAAGCUCCAGACGAAUCGAUCGAGUCCGUCGCAGCCGAAAGUCCUACCGAGCUCGAACAUGCCCCCGAGCCCGCCCGCGAGUCAUCGAUCAUCGACGAACAUGACCUAGCCUUCUUCAAAGCGCGCCACCACUCCGAACAUCUCGUCAUCGUCGAUGAUGACGAGUCGAUCCCGACCAUGUCAGCGAACGUUUCCGUCAUUUCCGACGAUGAGGAAGACGAAAUCGAAGUCAAAGUCGAUAUCGAAGUGGAUGACACUAUCGGGGUCCCCGAACCGAUCGACAUCGAUCGCGCGUUCGAAGAGAUCGUCGCUUCUUCGCCUCUGAAGCAGAGUCUGCCUUCCGAUUUGGAUUUGGAUAUCGGUUAUCGGAUGCAGGAGGACGAGUUCGCUGGUCAGGCUUUGGUGCAAGCUGAGGAGGAGGCUGAGCCGGCUUUGCCUACAUCGGAGGUCCCGUCAAGGCCCGCCUGGGAAGACGAGGUACCGCAAGACGAGGCACUUGAUGACGAGGCACCGUCGGAUGAGCAUCUUGCCGAAGAACCCGCCGCAAUCGAGGAAUCGUCCGAUCACGAAGCCGAGACCCCCGCACCAGACGACCCAGGCAGGCUCGAAUCGCUCCCCUUCAACGCCGAAGAAUUUGAAGACUCCACCCUCACCGAGGCCUUCUUCCCCGAUGCACCCGACGUCAUUGAAGUAGAAGAAAGGGUGAAAGAACUCUUCGAGUCUGGGGCCCCCCUUCGCUCCACGACGCCGGAUUAUGAGCCUUUUACUACGACGCCUGAGGCGGAGCCGUUCGAAUAUGAUGGCGGCGAGGAGGGAGCCGAGUUUUCUUGGGAUGGGGAAGGCGAUUUGGAGCCUUUUGAGGAAGAGGUUGGACCUGAAGUGGUCAACGGUCAAGAAGAAGAGCACGACUUUGACCUCGAUGCUCCUCUACCGACCGUCGAAGAUCCCUGGACGCCCGAGGCGGAAGCGAACAUCGAUGAAGUGGCGAGUAGUUCGGAUUCCGAAGCCGACGAAGCGGUCGAAGAGAUGUUGCUCAGUGAGGUGGAUCAAGUCGUCGAACGGGAGGAGCAAUACGUGGAGCAGGAAGAGGAAGAGCUUCACUCCGUGGCGGCGACGGUGGAUGAUGCCGAGUCGGUGGAUGUUCAUUUCGAGUCGCCCGUUGUGCCGCAAGAAGAGGAGCUGGACGCCAUCGUAGUGUCAGCGAGUCAGGACGAGCCGGCACAUGUGGAGGCUGAAGCGGUUGAGAUGGACGACGGAGCCGCGGUGGAAACGUCACCGGCCUCUCCGAAGCCAUCUGCGGAAACCGAAGAGUCCUCUGCCGCGACUACGAAGCGACGUCGAUCUACUCGCUCCAAGUCGCCCGCCAAGCGUGCUCGCACCUCAACACCAGAAACCGACACCACCCAAUCCCCUCGGCGUAUCUCAGCUCGCCUUCGUCCCGAAGCCCUUCUCCCACCCAUCGACAUCUCCGUCCCGAUCCCGACGUUGGAUCAGACUCCUCGACUCGUCACACCCGACCCAACUAGUCAAGAACCUGCUGUGGAGCUGACCCCGAGGAGAUCAGAACGGAAUCUGAGGCGAUCUGCGAGCGUGGUGACGUUGAGGGAUCCUAGUCCGCUCCCUGCUGUUGCUGCUGUCGAAGCCAGCGCAGCACCGGAGACCGACCCCUCUACGCCUUCGAGCGUUCGUCGUUCGACUCGGCAUACUACGCCCGGCUCGACAGCGACGAGUAAGAAGCGCUCGCGCUCUGAUGCGGAGCCGGAGGCCGUGUCCGAGGAACGGGGAGUCGGCACUUCAACUUCGGUAACGAACAGUCCCGCCGGCGGGCCCAAGCGUCGUCGAGGAACACCCGCACCCGUCUCUGUCGCAGUCGAAGCUCCGACGACGACUCCUCACCCCAUCGCUCCUCACUUGCAUCACCAUUCAAGCUCUUCGACCAUUCAGCGAGAUGAAGAGACGAUGGUUGAGCAUCCUACUACUAGGGCGCAUUGUCCUUUCGUACAACUCGAGGUGCAAUCGAGGGGAUACCCUUCUGCUCCUCCUGUGGUGGUAAACAUACCCUCUGUAGGUUCUUUCCUUCGUCUGUCUCGGCUCCUGGCUUUGGCUGACCUCCUUUCGUUAUCUCCAAAGUGCGCACUCUCGACCCCGCUAGCACAGGAGACCCUGCGCACCUUCCCCAUCCGACAAAUCGACCAAUUACCCCCUCACCCAACCCUCGACGACUCCGUGCUCCGUCUAGGAGGCCAAGGACACACCAGCUCAACCUCCCACGAUCCUCUCGAAUCCGGCUCGACGCAUCUCUCCAUCGAAGAAAGGGAUGCGGAAUUGAUCCGUUGCCCGGAUGUGUUGGACGCGUUGAAGAAGCUCGCUGGGGGGAUUUGUGGCAUGAGGGGGUGGUGGAAUUGGUGUCAGGGGGUGGGAGGAGGAGUUUGA
Molecule: messenger RNA, 6502 nt
Organism: Microbotryum saponariae
Lineage: Eukaryota; Fungi; Basidiomycota; Microbotryomycetes; Microbotryales; Microbotryaceae
Source: the annotation of a GenBank genome assembly